AGUUUCUCAUAGUAGGAAACAAAAAUGUGGAUUUUAUUCCAAUUAGCAGGUAUGUGCUCACGAUAUUUGUGUUAACACUUCAUUGAUUUCUAAUCGAAAAUGAUCAAUGAGUUGUUACAGUUGUAUCAUAUAUUUUUUUAUUUAGAUUUAGUUUUAGUCUUAACAUCUAGAUUGUGGUGAUCGUUUUGUGUAGGAUAUGAGGACAUAUGUAAUUGUGUUCAUACUUCUAUCUAUGAUGAUAAUGAUAGAUAGAUUGAUUAAUUGAUCCCCUUCCCCAGCCCUGACAGCAGUGGCUGCGACCCAGAGGGACUGUUCUCAGGGGGCCUGUUACCCCCCAAUGGGAGACCUGCUCCUGGGUAGGGACCGUCAGCUCCAUGCCUCCUCCACCUGCGGCCUCACCGGCUCUGAGGUCUUUUGCACCUACUUUGGACAGGUAAGACCCUACUCUUAUUGCUAUGAAAGACACCUGAGGCACUGUAAGAGAUGGGAGAAAAGUGGGGCAAUAGCUGUUAAUUGUCAUGAGUUGUUCACCAGGCUUUUAAUGUGUAACAUUUCAGGUUUGUAGAGCAGCUAUAACUAUGGAGUCAGACAUGAGAGAGAGACAGACAGGCAGACAGACACACACACGCACACACUGUCCAGAUUUAAGGUGCGUGACUGUUGCUCUCUGUGCUGACCAUGCACAGUAGGAGACCUGGGGGAAAGGGUGCACGGAUGGUAUGGGGAGAGGGAGAGGGUGGAUGGAUAGAGGGUCAGGGGAGAGCUGGUUGGUGUAAUUUGUGAAAUUGUCUGGAUCUGGUGCCAGAGACACACAGAUGCCAGAUGUUGCAACUACAGACUGCAGUCUGGGUUGCUAAGGUCCUGAAGAGAAAAACGUUGGAUGGGGAAUUAUUUGUUUGAUUUGAAAAGAAAGAAAAUCAAAUAUAAUGUGUUGACAGGGUAAAAAUACAUAAGGACAUUUAUUUUCUCAUAAUAUUUCAGUUAGUGAAUUACUGUAGGUUUACCACUGUAGGUUUAUUACUGUAGGUUUAUUACUGUAGGUUUAUUACUGUAGGUUUAUUACUGUAGGUUUAUCACUGUAGGUUUAUUACUGUAGGUUUAUUACUGUAGGUUUAUUACUGUAGGUUUAUCACUGUAGGUUUAUUACUGUAGGUUUAUUACUGUAGGUUUAUUACUGUAGAUUUAUUUAUGGGCCAAGUUUGAAACAUCCAUUUGUUUUCGACAAACUAGGAGGUAAAACCAGUUAAAAGGACAACAGAGGAAAAAAUAUUCUGAUUUAAUUUGUGGCGCUGCCUGUUUGAUUUACAGUCGAGCCUUUCAUCUGAGCCACACCCACCCUCUGGUGUUGCUGGGCAGGGCAGGUAUCAGUCACUCUGCUCUUAAAGCUCACAAUUACUAGUCUGUCUCUGCACGCACACACACACACACACACACACACACACACACACACACACACACCAGACUGUAGAUCUUUUUGCUGUCUGCUGGUUGUGGGUUCUGGCUUCAGUUUCUGAAACUUCAGCACUUUUGUGUUUUGAUAUUUACUCAAAGUGAUUGUGUUUCACUGGAUGAUUGUGCUGAUCACACAAAACGUGAAAGAUGUUUUUAAUGUUGGGCGUGUGAGGAGACGUGCCCCAGGCCAUAGAAACCUGUCUGGACUGUGGUUCUACUGUAACUGUAUGACUGUGUGUGUUGAAUCAUGUCCGAAGGGUGUGGUUGUGCAUUGACUAUCUCUCUGACACACUCUGUAUCACUCAGUACAGGUGAGAUAGCGUAGACCAGGGAUGGGCAACUCUGAUGGGGUGGGGGCCACAAAACAUCUGAACUCAUCAUGAGGGGCCUCAGUUGCUCGCAGGUCUGCAUAUUUUUUUUUGGGGGGGGGAAUCGAUCUAAAGGUCUUCAAAAGGGGGGCGGCCCAUGGGCCGCCAGUUGGCCAUCCCUGGUGAUGUGAUCUGUGGAAUGUCCUGACUGAAGAUGAGCUAAGUUGCAGACAGAUGGGGAGUUGGCCAGUACAGUUUGCCAGGGCUUUAUCACUCAGUGUCAAGGCAGUGGCACGUAUGCCAGUGACCCUUUAAUGGCUGGCCUCGAUGUCCGUGAUGCCCCUGCAGAGGGUACUGGAAGAUAGAGAGAGAGAGGGACAGAAGAGAGGGAAGGAGAGGGAUAGAAGAGAUAGAGAAAGAGGUAUAGAAGAGAGGGAUAGAGAGAGGGGUAGAAUAAAGGAUACAAUAGGAGAUAUAGAGAGAGGGGAUAGGAGCCUUGGCCUUCCUGUCCAGUGCUGACAGAUCUAUUCUGGAGUGUAUGUUUGGAUUUGGUUUGGCACAGUCAGACAGGCCAAAUCUCUCCGCUCUCUUGCCCAACACUCUCCUCUACCUUUCACCCGACCUUGGCACUGGUAGUUGCCAGAGAGUCGCCAAUAGCAACAAGCCAACAUGGCUCAAAGUGAUUUUACAUCAGGGUUUGGUAUGAACUAAUCAGAGAUGAGACAGGCAAGGCUGGUCCCAUUUUCCUCAGGGAUGUAGGGGAUCUUAGCCAAUAGCUGGCUUCGAGACCAGGUCGAGCAUAUUAACCAUAUCAGGUUCCACUCUGUGACCUAAUUUCAUACCAUGGCUUUUACUCAUACAUUUUCAGUUUACAUUUUUUUUUUUUCUUUAUAGAAUUAUCCAUUGUACCCUGUGUAGAACUGUGGAAAGGUACUACUUUUAGAGAGAUAUACAGCACAGGGGGUUGGUGGAACCUUAGUUGGGGAGAACGGGCUCUUGUUAAUGACUGGAGCAGAAUAGCUGGAAUGGUAUCAAAUACAUCAAACACAUGGUUUCCAGGUGUUUGAUACCAUUCCAUUAGCUCGGUUCCGGCCAUUAUUAUGAGCCGUUCUCCCCUCAGCAGCCUUCUACAGUAAGCGUAAUUCAAACAUUUAAAAUGGGGAAUCAAAUAUUGCCAUCAGUCCACCCACCAUGGAAUUCUGAUUCAAUUUAGACGGCUUUAUAAUAAAAAAGGUACCAAUAAAGUGCUACCAGAAGGAGGGUACCAUGAGUGGCCCAGGCCAGAACUCUCUCCCCGUGGUACCAUGGUCCAUGCCUCCGUGGCGUUAGUGUCUGUACUCUGGUCCAAAAAGCCGUCCAGUUGGCCAUACACUCACACUUUGAUACAGGCUGCUACAUUGGCAGACUAAUCUAUUCUGGUCAGAUUCCAGUGGUCUGGCAGAGUUUCUCCAUAUUGUCCUUAGCAGCCUUCAGCCCAAGGGGCACUGACUGGCUGGACACUGACCAGGUCCAGGGGGUCUUGUGCCUGAAGCAGACUACACCAAACUGUAUUUUAAAAAAAGGUUGCGUUUACACAGGAAACCCAAUUAUGUUUUUUUUCUGACUAAUUUGUCUUUUGAGCAAUCAGAUCAGGUCUUUUGCCAAUAAUUCGGCAAAAGAUCAGAAAUGGGCUGCCUGUGUAAAGCUAUAAAGCUAUAAGCCUAUAAAGCUAGAAGGAGACAUGCAUUUAUCUGAAUUCUCCAAUAUGUGGGAUUGUUAAGAUGAGGAAAAAGUUGACAAUAAUUAUAAUUUGUGUUCCAUCUGAUGCUGCUGGUUGUGUUCUGACAAAUUGGGAAGUUGUUUCUGUAGUUAAUGAAUAGCCAGAAUGCUGUUCCCUACCAACGAUACAUUCACUCAAAGUCUUAGAAAGCCACUCAAACAGUGAACAGUGCUGUCCUGUCAGCAUCUCUGUCUCUGGGUCAAUCUCUGAGUACUGACCACUGGUCCAGAAAUAGACACACUGACAGACCAGGGUCAGGGCUGAUGCCAGAGCAUAUGGGUUGUUCCACGAAAUGAGGCCCUUUGAUAUUUUAUUGUGCACCAAUAUUGCAUUUGAAAAGCCUAUUAUAUUCUAUGAAGUGCCCUUUAAUGUAGACCACAUGGACAAUUCAAUCAAUCAGAUUUUUAAUAUGAAUAAAGACUUGAUAAAGUGUCCCUGUCACGAUCGUUAGAGUGAGUGGACCAAGGCGCAGCGUGAUGAGCGAACAUACUUAUAUUUAUUAAAUGAAAACACGAUAAACAACAAACGAUAACGAAACGUGACGUCCUUGGCUACAACAUAAACCAUACAGAACAAACCAAAUGGAACAAGAUCCCACAACUAUUGUGGGAAAACAGCCUGUAUAAAUAUGGCUCCCAAUCAGAGACAACCAGCAACAGCUGACACUCGUUGCCUCUGAUUGGGAACCACUCUGGCCAACACAGAAAUACAAAACUAGAAUCCCGACAUAGAACAACAACACAUAGAAUAUACACACCCUGGCUCAACAUAUAGAGUCCCAGAGCCAGGGUGUGACAGUCCCUCCGUGCGCCCUCUGUGAUUGACAGGAAGAUUUGAGCCCACUUUAACCCGAACAAGUUUUCACCAUGAUUGUAAAGCCCUGGUUAUUUUCUUGCUUUGACAAAGUCAUUUCUGAAGAUUAUUAUUUAUUUAAUGUGAUUAGUGAUUCAUUUUAAGGUAAAAAACAACAACUUGUCCCUCAUUUUAAGAUCAACCCUGUUAUGUGAUCUGAACUCUCGUUUUAAUAUGGUGAAACUAUUCCUUUUUAAAUAUGUUUUUCAAAAGAAACAUUGAACAUCUAAUAGUCAAAACAUAGUGUAAACGCAGGUGAGCUAGUUCUACUCUUUUGGGCCAUUUUCUGGUGUUUUGUGGUGGAAAACUGAGUGGGUUGAGUAUAACACUUCAACCCUGUAACCAAUAGAUAGACAGGCUAGAAAUGUUUGAAGCUUGCAUGCAAUUGCCCCUCCCUGUUGUACACAACAAACUUUAAUUCCCCCUGUCACGAGGAGAUUUAUGGCUGAUUUAAUAUGAAAUCAUCAACCCUGUUACAGUUUUAAAACCUCUUGAGAUGGGAAAACAUGUUUUUUACUAAGCUGAACAUGUGCUCUUUAUGACAAAAUGUUAAAAUGAGGUAAUAUCAAAAGCUUUUGUUCCACCAAGUUACAUAUCUCAAAAGGGUACGAAUUGGUGGAAUGACCCAUAUCUAUUUAGAUAACACAGUGGUUCUGAUGGCCGGAGUUGUUGGUUUGAAUGUGGAAUUGUUUUUUGCAUGGGAUAUACAGUGCAAUGGCCAUCUCAGUCUCCGGACUUGAAACCAGAGUAUGUGAGCGGAGUUGAGCGGACGAAAAUCCCGCUCAUCAGUGCUUGCACACGCUCCUGUGCUCCAAGUCCUUUCCAUUCGAUCCAUUCAUCACAAUUUAACCAACACCCACCAAUUUUUGCGACUAAUUGGACCUACCAUUUGGUUUUUAAGUAUUUAAAUCAAAUCAUAUGAUUUGAAUGAAAAAUAUUAUAAUAAACAUGAAUAGGUGAAAGUAAGAAGCGCUCAUCAUUUCAAAUAGGCUGCAUGUCAUAUUAAACAACAUAUAAACAAUCUAAAUAGGUCAGGAACUGAAAUGAAUUAUUUAGGCUACAUUAUUUCAAUUAUUUCAAGGCUAUAGCCUACAAAGAAAUACAUUUUGAAGCAUUUGCGAGUGCGACAUACUAGGCUGGUAGGGAGUCAGCGAAAUGUAAGUGCUCAGCAUUUAAACAACAUUUUGCUGUAUUAAAAUAACCCAGUGGAAAUUCAAUUAACAUUAUAAAAAAAUCCCCAUCAAAGUCCGCCUGUUUUUGCAUGGGCUGUGUCUCAAUCCACCACUUCCGCCAAUAUCACCCUUCCUCUUUCCACAUCUGCGGUGAAAGGUGACAUAGCUAGAGCGAUGUAUGUCAGACCAUGAGACAUCCCGAAAAUCGGUCUUCUCACCAAAACGUCUGUAGCGUCCGAACGGUUUAGGCUAAUAUGACCCCUCUGUGGAAAGCUGAGACUCUCAAGACUCUCAAUAUUCAGUGAACUCCAUCACAGUAGCUAAAGCAAGGGGCUAUAGCAGCACACAAGUAGACUAAAAAAUGAAUGCUGGGCCGGGCAUGCCCUGAGCUCGUAAAGUGAGUGCUACUGGAGCGCUAUUGGAGCGAAAAUGGAGCGGGCGAGAAGGCCGACAAGUCUUUGGGAAUCUCGCUCCGUGCUCCAGUCAAAUUGGGCACGCUCCGCUCCACGCUCUGUUUACAUACUCUGCUUGAAACCCAUUGAAAACCUGUGAUUUGAAUUGAAGAGGGCAGUUCAUAAGCACAGACAAAGGAUAUCAAGGACCUGGAAGGAUUUUGUAUGGAGGAAUGGUCUAAGAUCUCUCCCAAAAUGUUUAUCCUCAGAAGGUGAGGAAUUGAAAGGUAUUGAAAACAAGGGUGUCAAUAAUGUUGACCCCUACCUUUUUGAGAUUUUUUGUAUUACUUGUUAAACUAAAUAUAUUUCUCUGAGCAAUUGUAUUAGUAAAAAAUAAUAUAAUUUCAAUUUUUUUUGCAUACAAUAUAGAUGAGUAUUUUAAUUACUUGUUAUAUACAUUCAUUUUUGCUCAUCUUUAUCGAGGGUGUCAAUCAUUUCCGACCCACUGUUGAAUUAUGAACUUUGCCAUUGUGUCAGGGUUGACGGAAAUGGCAUGCCUGCAUCUCCCCAUACAGUACAGGAGAAUAUAUUUCCCUCUUUACCAGGCCAUUGGUUAGGGUACAAUUCACAGGGACUUUACCAGAAGACAUGAAUAAUAUUAUCACAUCAUUACCAUCCAAUUGACAUUACAUUAUAACGUUGUUAUACAACAUGGACAAUACUUCACACAUUAGUGGACAUAUUUCUGUCUAUACCAGUGUAUUAAUAAUGUAUUUAUACACUGAAUCUGCAGUAAAUGUAUGUGAUUGUGUGUGUGUGUGUGUGUGUGUGUGUGUGUGUGUGUGUGUGUGUGUGUGUGUGUGUGUGUGUGUGUGUGUGUGUGUGUGUGUGGGCGCAUGUGUGCACACGUCUAACAGUUGCCAGAUUUUGGUUUGUUUGACGAAAUCAGCAGCUUGCCUGUUGACUUGUGAAAUCGUGGUUUGGAGGGAGAGGGGGGGGGAUCAGCAGAAGGAGAUAGAAAGAGAGAGAGAGAAAGAGAGCAAGAAAGACAAUGUUUCAUCCAAUAAUUGUUUUUAUAUUUUCUUUUGAUACAUUAUGGGGUCUUAAAAUUCUAAAUCAAAUAGCUAAAUAAUCCUUGGUAUGACCAUCUUAAAACAAUUCCAUAUGUUAACUUAGAACCCCCUCCAUCUCCCCCCGCUUAGACAGGGCUUUGACUCUAAAGGGUUUUAAACAACAUCUUGUUGUAUUAAAUUAUUAUAGUCUAUAUAUUGCAGAUAUAGGCUGUGACUUACUUAGAAUUAAAUACAAAUUAAAUGAAAAGUGUCUUAUUAGGCUCAGUGCCUUUAAAUUAAUUUUUAGAAACACCAGUUUGACCAGAGUCUGUGGCUUCAGGCUCAUGCGAUGGUGCCUGGAGAGGGAAAACAGGAGUAAUAAAAAGAGAGCGAGCAAGCUGACUGGGCGAUAGCUGGUGUUGAAACGUCCAGUGCAGAGAGACCUUUCCCCCAGUGUGGUACAAAGCCAUGGCCUCUGUUGUGACAGACUAGAGAGCCCAGCCAGCCUGACUCAGGCCAAGUAACUGCUCCAGCCCCAGUCCCAACCCGCUGCAGGCCAGGGCAAGCUGAGGUGGAGGUGAAGGGUAGUGGACACAAGGGGGUUGGAGGGAAGGGCAAUUGGAGGUAUAGGUAGUGGGGUUGGAGGGAAGUGCAAUUGGAGGUAUAGGUAGUGGGGUUGGAGGGAAGGGCAAUUGGAGGUAUAGGUAGUGGGGUUGGAGGUAUAGGUAGUGGGGUUGGAGGUAUAGGUAGUGGGGUUGGAGGUGAUUGUUGUAGUGGAGAGGGGGAGGAGUUGCUGUUCUAUAUUUUUUUUAAAUAGGUGAUUUUUUGAUUGCGAGGGGUGGUAGAAGGAUGUUGGCGGUCAGGGAACCCACAUGAAAAAUUACUACAGUUAACUAUAGAAUACUACAUUACUUAUUAUAGAAUUGAAUAGUAAACUGAAGUAUACUGUAGAAUACUAUAUUACACACUGUAGUAUCCCUGGUUCAUGUGUAGUACUUAUUAUAGAAUGUUGUAAUAUACUGUAAAAUACUAUAGUAAAUACGAAAGUAUUAUAAAAAAUAAAAAAAAUCAGCAAAAACACUACAGUCUGCAAAAACACUACACUUGUUUUACUAUAGUAAAUACUACAGUAUCUUAUUUGCAUAUACCCUGCCCAUUACUCUCCCCAAUAUCGCAAUAUGUGCCAGGUAUAAGUGAGAAACCUACAGGUUAUAGAAAAGAGCAGAAGCGCUGAACUAGCCGUUCAGACCCCAGUCCUACCUACAGGUUAUGGAACAUUUGCUCUUUUAGUUUUUCUCCAGUAGGUUUCCUAAAGGAGAAAGCCUCCACUUCUAUGUCAAAGAUAAUAAAACAAAAACACUACAGUAAAUACUACAGUAUACUACAGUCUGCAAAAACACUACAUUAAUUACUAUAGUAUAUACUACAGUUUUCUUUUACUACAAUAUUUAUACUUUAGUUAACUGUAAAUACUACAGUGUAAUACAGUAUACUACAGUAAAUACUACAGUAUUCACUGUAGUGUUUUUGCGGUCUUUAGUCCUGUGUGUGGACCAAGUGAUCUUGGGUCACAUAAUGCACGUAGAAAAACCACUUCACUAGUGUUACGCAAGAGCCUUCCCAUCAGUGUUGUAUUGAUUUGAGAUAUCAUGGCUUUACCUCAGUGUUAUCUAUGGUGUCUGUGGGAAGAUCCACAUGAACAUUUACUUGCACAUUGGUCGUUUUGAGUGGUUCCAUUGUGUUGGAGGACGAACUGAUACCUUGUUCUGUCUUGUUGCUCUGUGAUUGCUCUCACGUUCCCUCAGUCCAUAUUGUCUGAUAAACUAGGAUUUCUUGUCAAAGUAAAGGCACUUAAACCUCCCACGACUAGUGUACUGUUUGAAUGUGUGCUGACCAAUGACUCACGUUCUCUACAAAGAGGUCAUGGGACACACACGCACGCAUGCAUGCACAAACACAAACACACACUGUGUGUGUAUACUGUUACAGUUCUGGGUUACGUUGCAGAGCAGAGCACAGCAUGAAUGCCCAGGACUCCAUUAAUGAUAAACCAAUCUAAUCUGGUUUAGAUGUGUUUAAAUAUCUAGAGCACACACAUAUUUUUUUAAUCCCCCCUACGCUCUAAAAAUCAAACAUGCUUUAUUUGCAUGACCUUAUAUACAGUAAAUUAUGCUAAGUAGUAUUAACUCUCUCUCUCUCUCUCUCUCAGUGGAGGAUGAAGUGCUGUCCCUGUGACUCCAGGAACCCAUCCAGUCAGUUAGCUCACACCAUCCAGAACGUUCUAUCCACCGCUGGACCCAACAGGUGGUGGCAGGCCAGGAAAGGUGAGGGGAUUACAGAGCUAUAGGACACAUGAUGUGAGUGACCCAUCCUAAAGCUUUCUUAUUGUGACCCACCAAAUAAACAAAACCUAUGGUUCUUUAGAUGUGAGUCAGGUCACCCUACAAUUGGACCUACAGAACCUGUUUCAGCUGGACACCCUCAUUCUGACAUUCAAGGUAAGACCCAGCCCCCAGAGCAGCAUGGUCAGGGCUUUUCCAAUGUGUAAGGGCAAAAUUGUAUUUUUAAAUUUUAGUCAUUUAGCAGACACUCUUAUCCAGAGCGACUUACAGUUAGUGAGUGCAUACAUUUUUCAUACUGGCCCCCUGUGGGAAUUGAACCCACAACCCUUGCAUUGCAAGCGCCAUGCUCUACCAACUGAGCUACAGGAGGGCCUGUAGUAGAAUUUGAUGGACUGAUUUUCUGGUUGCCUCUACACACAGGGUCCUCGUGCCAGUGCGUUGGUGGUGGAGAGGACGCUGAAUAAUGGUCAAACCUGGCAACCGUCUCUCUACAUGGCCUCAGACUGCCGCUCGGCCUUCUCUGGUGUUGCCUUGACUACACCACGCUCCCUGGACCAGACCUACUGCUACACCCUUCCCCCCAUCCCGGCUAACACUUACCAGGACCAGACAGUAAGGGAAUAGUCUCCAUAGCAGAUAAUGGCUGGAACGGAGCGAAUGGAAUGGCAUCAAACACAUGGAAACCAUUCCACCUAUUCCACUCCAACCAUUACCACGAGCCCGUCCUCCCCAAUUAAGGUGCCACCAACCUCCUGUGCUCCCUAGGCAGACAGUUGCCUCCUACAAUUUAGGGUCGGGUUUACGAGAUAACGGGGUAACAACGUUGGAAGCUGGAGGAAAAUCACAUGAUAUUUUGUGGUAUCCAGAGAUUAAAUGUUCUGCUGUUCCCCUUUUAGAUUUUUUUUCCUUUGCAUUACACAGAUUAAAUUCAGCCCCUUGCAUCAGUUCUCUACCAUCAGCGUCCCCAAUGGGCAGAAGAUUCAAGGUAAGAUAAAAAUAAUCAACCAUACCCACUUACCCAUCCAUAACAUUCACCCAUUGUUACUAUGGACAAUACAAUGUCCUUAUACAUUACCUUUUAGCCAUUUAGCAGGUGCUCUCCUACAGAGCCACUUACACCUUUCUUGAUUGACACAUUCCUGAUCCAAUGAGGUGCUUUGCCCAGUGAUUGACAGCUCUCUCUUGGUCCACAGAGGUGUCAGGAUUGACAGGCCUGCGGGUGAGGUUGACCGAGCUGGGUACUGUGCCCCGCUUGCCCGGCCGCGCCCCCUCUCUGUUCUAUGCCCUCAGAGAGAUGAGAGUAAUGGGCACCUGCCUCUGCCACGGUCAUGCCAACCGCUGUUUGCCGGAUUCUACUACCAACCAGCUACCUAGCACACAGGUAUGAUACCACUGUCAACCUCCUAACACACAGGUAUAGUAUACCUAACACAUAUAACACACAGCUGCAGGCCAACCGCUGUCUGCCUGAGACUAUUACCAACCGCCUAUACCCAACCAGAGUUUUUGAGCGAAGCAGAGCGUGGAGCUGAGCAUGCCCAGUUUGACUGGAGCGCGGAGCGAGAUUCCUAAAGGCCUUCUUGCCUGCUCCAAUUUCACUCACUUCAUGAGCUCAGGGCAUGCCCGGCCCAGCAUGCACCUACCUAUAUACACUACCGGUCAAAAGUUUUAGAACACCUACUCAUUCAAAGAUUUUUCUUUAUUUGUACUAUUUUCUACAUUGUAGAAUAAUAGUGAAGACAUAAAAACUAUGAAAUAACACAUAUGGAAUCAUGUAGUAACCAAAAAAGUGUUAAACAAAUCAAAAUAUAUUUUAUAUUUGAGAUUCUUCAAAUAGCCACCCUUUGCUUAGAUGACAGCUUUGCACACUCUUGUCAUUCUCUCAACCAGCUUCAUGAGGUAGUCACCUGGAAUGCAUUUCAAUUAACAGGUGUGCCUUCUUAAAAGUUAAUUUGUGGAAUUUCUUUCCUUCUUAAUGCGUUUGAGCCAAUCAGUUGUGUGAAUCAGGCCUUCAUGGUCGAUUUUACUGCAAAGAAACCACUACUAAAGGACACCAAUAAGAAGAAGAGACUUGUUUGGGCCAAGAAACACGAGCAAUGGACAGUAGACCGGUGGAAAUUUGUCCCUUGGUCUGGAGUCCAAAUUGGGACAAUGAUCCAACACACCUCCAGGCUGUGUAAGGGCUAUUUUACCAAGAAGGAGAGUGAUGGAGUGCUGCAUCAAAUGACUUGGCCUCCACAAUCCCAAGACCUCAACCACAUUGAGAUGGUUUGGGAUGAGUUGGACUGCAGAGUGAAGGAAAAGCAGCCAACAGGUGCUCAGCAUAUGUGGGAACUCCUUCAAGACUGUUGGAAAAGCAUUCCAGGUGAAGCUGGUUGAGAGAAUGCCAAGAGUGUGCAUAGCUGUCAUCAAGGCAAAGGGUGGCUAUUUGAAGAAUCUCAAUUAUAAAAUAUAUUUUGAUUUGUUUAACACUUUUUUGGUUACUACAUGAUUCCAUAUGUGUUAUUUUAUAGUUUUUAUGUCUUCGCUAUUAUUCUACAAUGUAGAAAAUAGUACAAAUAAAGAAAAACCCUUGAAUGAGCAGGUGUUCUUUUGACCGGUAGUGUAGAUCUGUAAAACUCUGCAUCCCUGCCCGGCCUGGCAAGAGUGGCCAAAAGGGUGUUUAGCAUCCCCAGUGGCUCUGCAAGCGCGGAGAGGAUAUUCUCCGCUGCUGGCCUGCUCUCCAGGCACCAUCGCAUGAGCCUGAAGCCACAGACUCUGGUGUUUCUAAAAAUGAAUUCAAAGGCACUGUAGACUGAGCCUAAUAAGGCAUUUUUCGUUUAAUUUGCAUUUAAUUCUAAGUAAGUCACAGCCUAUAUGCACAAUUUAUAGACUAUAAUGAUUUAAUACAACUAAAUGUUUAAAUGCUGAGCGCUAUAAUAUUCCUGACUCCCUACCAGCCUAGUUUGUCGCACUCACAAAUAUUUCACAAUGUAUUUCUUUGUAGGCUAUAGCCUUGAAAUAAUUGAAAUAAUAUAGCCUAAGUAAUUCAUUUCUGUUCCAUCUUAGGCUCCUGACCUAUUUAGAGUGUUUAUAUGCUGUUUGUAUUUGUAUUUAUUAUUUGUAUUUAUUAUGGAUCCCCUUGGCAGCAGCUACUCGUCAUGGGGUCCAGCAUAAAUUAAGGCAGUAAUAUACAUUAUAAUACACAUUUUAAACUUUAAAAUACAUUUUACAACAGAUUUCACAUUACAUUAAGUGUGUGCCCUCAGGCCACUACUCUACUACAACAAGAAAUCCAGAUGUACAUGUGUGUAUAGUGUGUAUGUUAUGUGUGUUUGUAUGUGUGUUUGUGACUCUUCACAGUCCUUGUAUUUCUAUCUGUUUUUUAAAAUCAAAUUUUACUGCUUGCGUGAGUUACUUGUGGAAUAGAGUUCCAGGUUGUCAUGGCUCUAUGUAGUACUGUGCGCAUCCCAUAGUCUGUUCUGGGGACUGUGAAGAGACCUCUGGUGGCAUGUCUUGUGGGGUAUGCAUGGGUGUCCGAGCUGUGUGCGAGUAGGUUAAACAGACAGCUUGGUGCAGUCAACAUGUCAAUACUUCGUACAAAAACAAGUAGUGAUGAAGUCAAUCUCUCCUCUACUUUGAGCCAUGAGAGAUUGACAUGUAUAUUAUUAAUGUUAGCUCUACGUGUACAUUUAAGGGCCAGCCGUGCUGCCCUGUUCUGGGCCAGUUGUAAUUUUCACAAGUCCCUCUUUGUGGUACCUGACCACAAGAUUGGGCAGUAGUCCAGGUGCGACAGAACUAGGGCCUGUAGGACCUGUCUUGUUGAUAUUGUUGUGAAGAAGGCAGAGCAGCGCUUUAUUAUGGACUCUCCCCAUCUUAGCUACUGUUGCACCAAUAUGUUUUGACCAUAACAGUUACAUGUUUUGACCAUAACAAUCCAGGGUUACUCCAAGCACUUUAGUCUCCUCAACUUUUCUCAAUUUCCACAUUAUUCAUUACAAGAUUUAGUUGAGGUUUAGGGUUUAGUGAAUGAUUUGUCCCAAAUACAAUGCUUUUAGUUUUUGCCACCCAUUCUGAAACUGACUGCAGCUCUUUGUUAAGUGUUGCAGUGAUUUUACUCGCUGUAGUAACUGACAUGUAUAGUGUCGAGUCAUCUGCAUACAUAGACACACAGGCUUUACUCAGAGCCAGUGGCAGGUCAUUAGUAAAGAUUGAAAAAAGUAAGGGGCCUAGACAGCCUGUGGUAGAGACUCCCUGAGCUGGACCGUCAGGAUAAAGGAGCAGCAAUCUCUGGAAGCAGGUGGUCGAAACUGUUGGUCAGCAGGAUGGGAUCCACCAAAUCCAUUUCAGCCCCAUUCACCAAAGACCACUGCCUUGCGCUUGGCUUACGGUGUGUGACGUGCCUCCACUGGAAUGCAGGAUCGAUAACUAUGGCAUCUGCCAGCUCCUCAUAAAGCGUCCUUGCCCCUUUAUUCUCCAAUGGGGGUGGGGGGUGGGCUGGGAUGGGAUGGGAGUUCGGAGUAGGAUGGGAGGCAGGUGAGAUGGUAGGGGAGAGGUGACUUCACUAGGGAGGGGUCUUUGCAGGGCAGCCCUGGCCAGUCAGUCAGAGAGUGGCAACAUGGUGGCGAGGCAGUGGCACGACGACCAGGCUGAGGAGUAGAAAAGGAAAAGCUCUUAGAGUGGGACCUAUCCAGGAUACACUGCAAUGUCUCAAUUUGCUUACUCUGGGCAUCCAGUACAGACAUAUAUUCCUCCACAUUGGAAAUUUGGCUGGCCAAUAUUAUCCUGGAAAUGUGCAAAAUAGGUUUAGGUCCUACAUGGGAUGAAACCGUAGUCUCUGAAGGUGGUUGCUGCCAGUCUGGUAAAAGUCAGACGCCAUUUUGAAGAAAUGGUUGGCUAGGAAUCAGCUAAAAGAAUCAAUCCACACAGUGUGAUAGUUAGUUAGAUUGAAUCACCACAGUAAUUGGCAGCAAGUCAGAACCAACCACAGACUAAAAACCAGUACUAGGACCCACAAUAAACACAACCAAGGCACAAAACUGGCCAACAUAAAAACAGCAAGGAGAGGAUAAGAGCAUCUGCUAAAUGAUGUAAAUGUAAAUAUAAAUGUAAUGACUUACUCAAUGCGAUGAAAUGCUGUGGCCCAUCAAAACAGCAACACCUUCCUAAUAUUCAGUUGCACCCCAUUUUGCCCUUUGGGUGGUGGAGCAUUCUUGAUACACACGGGAAACUUGACACACUCAAACCGGUGUGCAUGGCACCUACUACCAUACCCCGUUCAAAGGCAUUUAAAUAUUAUGUCUUGCCCAUUCACCCUCUGAAUGGCACACACACACAAUCCAUGUCUCAAUUGUUUCAAGGCUUAAAAAUCCUUCUUUAACCUGUCUCCUCCCCUUCAUCUACACUGAUUGAAGUGGAUUUAACAGGUGACAUCUGUAAGGGAUCAUAGCUUUCACCUAUUUCACCUGGCCAAUCUAUGUAAUGGAUAGAGCAGGUGUUCCUAAUGUUUUGUAUACUCAGUGUAUACCCAACACACAGCUUUGUGUCUAAUUCUCUCUGUGUGUUGCAGGUCAGUGCUCAGUGUGAGUGCCAGCACAACACAGCAGGUAUGAACUGUGAACGAUGUGCUGAUCUCUACAACGACCUGCCCUGGAGACCUGCAGAGGAGGGAAACACACACACCUGCAAACGUAUGGACUAAUGUCUUAAUACACUGACUACAUAUUGUUGAUCAUUUGCAUGUGUUCAGAAAUAGGAGGACUUUGCUAAAGUAGCGCACAAGCAGCAAAUAUAAGUAAUCUUCCUAUGAAGACUGAACACCCUCAGUACAGUUGCAUGUGAGUGGACUGAACAUAUACAGUCACAGAUGAGCGUGUUGAAUAUUUCCCUUGGUGUUGCCCCCUGUAGGUUGUGAGUGUAACAACCAUGCACAGCAGUGCCGUUUCGACCCAGCUGUGUAUGAGGCGAGCGGACGGAGGAGUGGGGGUGUGUGUGAGGGCUGUCUGCACCACACAACCGGGCCCAAGUGUGACCGCUGUGCCCCUGGAUUCCAACCCAACCACUGGAGCAGUAUAGACCGGCCUGACGCCUGCACACGUGAGUGAUCUUAAGACCGAGUUAAAUAAUAUAUAUGAAUCAAAUACUACUACCUUUAUUCCUCUUUCUCUCCUACUAUAGGUUUAAUCACCACCACAAUAUGCUGCAGUGUUAUCAUAUCUUUGUUGUGUUUCUGUUUUGUUUCCUGUGUUUUGUACAGGCUGCCAUUGCAGUGCAGAGGGGGCGGAGAAUGGGGGUCAAUGUGAUGAUGUCACAGGGUCGUGUCGCUGUAAGGCCAACGUUGACGGACCUAGAUGUGACCGCUGCAAGAUGGGAUACUAUGGCCUGACCGCCUCCAACCUUCUGGGCUGCACGAGUGAGUCACCUUUCACCCUUGACCAUGAACCCGUUCACAAACUCUCCCUAUUUUAUGAUUACUUACAACUGUAUUCACCAUACUGUGGGGGUGUCCAGAGUGUGUGUGUAUGUCUAUCCCCAUCUGACUCUGUGUCUGUCUUCUCCAGAGUGCUCGUGCAGUGCAGAGGGCUCCCUGUCCAGUGUGUGUGACCCUGUGAGCGGUCAGUGUCCCUGUCGACCUUAUCUCCAGGGGCUGACCUGUGACCUCUGUUCCCAUGGUUACUGGAACCCCUCCUCCCCCCGCGGCUGUGUGCCCUGUCGCUGUGACCCCACCAACUCCCAUGGUGACACCUGUGACCAGAGUACGGGUCAGUGUCUGUGCAGGUCAGGGUUCGGAGGUCGUACCUGUACAGAAUGCCCUGACAACACUUAUGGAGACCCCCUCAUUGGCUGCAGACGUAAGUGACCAGUCGUGUUCUGUCAUAGAAAGGUUCAAAGGUUCUUAGACAUGCUUUGUUCAAUGCUUUGAUCAAUUCAGUCCAAAUGGACAACUAAGUCAAACCAUUUCUUUCCUUUUCAUCUCUCCCUCCCUUUCUCCUUCUCCUCCAUCUCUCUCCUUCUCCUCCCUCUCUCCCUCUCUCUGCAGCGUGCCAGUGUGCUGCUGGGGGCAUGGUACCAGGAGGCUGUGAUAAGAAUACAGGGACAUGCCGGUGUCGUCUUGGUGUCACAGGUACCCGUUGCGAUGCCUGUACCCGUGGCCACUGUGACUCAUUUCCUGACUGUGAGGUCUGCCCCUCCUGCUUCUUCUCUCUGGACUCCUACAUCCAGAACCUCACCCUGGGCCUAGAGAGACUCUCCCCCAGAAUCCCCUCUCGUCCUGGGGGCUCGUUGCCCACUGGUCUGGGUCCCCGCAUCCAAGCUUUGGAGGCCACUCUCACCCAGAUACGUGACUCUCUCCCACUCCCACCUCCCUCUACCAGACAAGUCAACGAUGCCCUCUUUCAGCUACGCAGACUAAGGUAGGGAGAUGUUCGGCUUCCCCGGCAAACUUAGAAUGUCCAAAUAAACGUGGGCAUCAGAUUCCAUAACCUGCAAUACUUUGCUUUCAAAAGUACAUCAUUUCAUUGUCUAAAUGUAAACACCACUAGACCCGUAGGACACAGUCUUUCAUUACCUAGCUCACUAUCCCUCAUCCCCGUUGUAAUCCACCAGGGACCAGUUAGAUCAGGUGGAUGGGGAUCUGUCACCCCAAGGCAGAGGCCUCGAGCUGGGCUCACAGCUGGACGAGUUUGAGGCUCUCCUGGACGGCCUGGGUCUGCUGUACAACACCAAGAGAGACGCUCUCAGGAACUCUAUCAACUCCAACAAUGCAGGUGAGAGAGAUGCCGCUGCAGAGCUGUGAGCACCAUCCUUGUGUGACCACAAAAAGGCUCAGUGAGGAAUUUAGAAUCCAGAAUCAGAAUUAGAACCAUAUAGACUUACCAUACCAUUCUGGUUUUGUUUUGGCUCACUUAUUUAACAUUUAACAUUUUAGUCAUUUAGCAGACGCUCUUAUCCAGAGCGACUUACAUGAGCAAUUAGGGUUAAGUGCCUUGCUCAAGGGGCUGCUAACACAAUUGUUUGUCUGUCGUCUUGGUUGGUUCUCUCUCAGGGGCCUUCUCUUCUAUAAAGAAUGCCUAUGAUGAGUUCACGGAUGCGGCCAAGAGUGUGGAGGCUAGUGGGAAGACUGUGGAUCAAUCUUUAGCGGUCAGAGAGGACGCUCUUGACCUCCAGAACCAGGUCCAACCAGCCAACACCAGAGACCUGGAGAAACUCAACCAGCAGCUGAACACCAAACCUGACCUCACACCCACUGCCAAGCAGGUAACCUUAACCCCAGCCUUAACCCUUAACCCUUAACCCUAACCCUAACCCUUAACCCUUAACCCUAGCCUUAACCCUUAACCCUUAACCCUAGACCUAGACCUAACCCUAGCCUUAACCCUAGCCCUAGCAUUAACCCUUAACCCUUAACCCUAGACCUAGCCUUAACCCUUAACCCUAUACCUAGCUUGAACCCUUAACCCUUAACCCUUGCCCUUAACCCUAGACUUAGCCCUCGCCCUUAACCCUAGACUUAGCCCUAGCCUUAACCCUUAACUCUAGCCCUAACCUUAACCCUUAACCCUAGCCUUAACCCUUAACCCUUAACCCUAGCCCUUAACCCUAGCCCUUAACCCUAGACCUAGCCCUAGCCUUAACCCUAGCUUUAACCCUUAACCCUAGCCCUAGCCCUUAACCCUUAACACUCAACCCUUAACCCUAGCCCUUAACCCUAGCCCUUAACCCUAGACCUAGCCCUAGGCUUAACCCUAGCCCUAGCCCUAGCCCUAGCCUUAACCCUUAACCCUAGACGUAGCCCUAGCCUUUACCCUAACUUCACCUUAACGUGACUGUGUAUUUUUAUUCCCUGUCUCUCAGGUGUGUGGCAGUGUGCGCUCUGCCCCUUGUAACCCUGCCUGGUGUGAUGGUGAGCUUUGCCCUGCGGAGGGUGCGCCACCCUGUGGUCGUGGGGAGAGUUGCGUUGGAGCUCUGCCUCUAGGGACCCGAGCUGUGAGGGAUGCUGAGGAGGUAAAGGACAGACUGCAGCUGCUCAAUGGGAAGAUCACACAGGCUGCUGCACAGGUAGGAGCUGACACUUGUUUGUUUGUUUACUGUAUUUUAUAACAUAUAUAACUGUUUAUUGGGUUUGAAUACUUACAUGUAGGAUAUGUCCUUCAGUCAUUCAAGUGGUUUGUUUCAUCAUAUGGUGUUCAAUGCUUUUCUCCUUUCUCCAUUCAAUUCACAGAUCCAGAAAACACAGGACACAGUCAAUCUGGUCAGACAGUCCACGGAUGAUCUGGUCAAUCAGAUGAGGCGGACCAGGGAUGACUUGGAGGCAGAUCUGCAGGAGACAAGAUACUUUGUUAAAGAGCUGAAGGACUUCCUGUCAGGUGACACAUCGAUGGUUAUGUUCCAGUACCUUCAAUAACCUAUUUAUACUUUUUUACUCGUAGUAGAAGUAUUGAAGUAGUAGCAUUGCAUUUUUGUGAGUGUGUGGUUUACUGACAUUCCCUUCCUCUCUCCCUUCCCCUCUCUUCCACUCUCUCUCCCCCUCCAUCUUCCCCUCUUUCUCAUCCUCCCUCCUUCAAUCCUCCUCUCUCUCUCCCUCCUCUCCCUCCUUGUCUCCAGACCCGUCGUCAGACCCAACAGCCAUCAGUACGGCAAGUGAGUGGAUCUUGAACGCCAAGCUGCCUCUCAGUCUGGCAGCUCUGAAGAGGAAGCUUCAGGAGAUCAGAGACCUGGCGGCAGGACUCCCAGACAGCACUGCAGUCCUGGACCAGGCUGGACCACAGCUCGACACCGCCCAACGCCUGCUACAGGAGGCCCAGGAUGCCAGGUAUAACACCUUAUGACCUCUUAUGUCAGUCUUAUGACAGGGUUAUGUACUGUAAGCAUCUAUGGUUUAAGUAAAGUGUUAGUUGUAAUUGAUGUAUGAAAAUGCUGUGUGGUUUCAGAAGUCACUUUAACAUUGUUGUGACUGCUGUGAAUGUUGCAGAAAGGUUGCUGUAACAUUGUUAUAACGUUGUUGUGUGCUGUAUGACAGCGAUGCUGCGCUGGGUGUGAAGGCUGAUGUUGACGGGCUGCUGGAGGGCUUCACCACCGUGGAGGGCUCCCUCUCUGGCAUGAACGACAAAGUGCAGGACAGCCUGGACAUAGUGGAAGACAUCAGCAACAGUCUCACACAGGUGGGAGAGAGAUGAACAAGUCCAUUGAGCUAAUGUGCUCAAAUAAAUACAAUUACACUUUCAAACUAGUCUGACACUGACAUUGCUUGUAUUGCCUCCAUUUUCCAUAUCCUUCACAGCUUCUUACCUUUUUAUUCCUCUCUAAUUUUUAUCCCUCCUCUCUCCAUCCUCUUCUCUCCAUCCUCCUCUCUCCAUCCCCCCAAUAACACCCGUAUUUCAACUCCCUCCAGACCAAGGCCCAGUUGACACCCACGGUGAAGGCUCUAGGGGAGGUGUCUGCCCUGGCUGAGGGGAUGAAGCCUCAGCUGGAGGGGCUCAAGGUGCUGGUGCACUCUGGAGGUCUGCUGGCCCAGAAUGCUAAGGGAGAGGCCGAUAAGGCUAAGAAGGAGGCAGAUGCUGCGGCCAGGGUGAGUGUGUGUUAGAGUAUCUGUGUGUGUGCUACUGUUUAUGUGUGUGUGUAUGUGUAUGUCAAUCAAGGCUGCUGACGGGAGGACGGCUCAUAAUAAUGACUGGAACGGAGCGUGUUUGAUAUAUUUGAUACCAUUCCACUCAUUCGGCUCCAGCCAUUACCACGAGCCCGUCCUCCCCAAUUAAGGUGCCACCAACCUCCUGUGGUGUAUGUGUGUGUUUGUGUGUGUGUGUGUGUGUGUGUGUGUGUGUGUGUGUGCGUCCAUGUGUUUGCCCGUGUCUGUGUCUGUAUGUGUGUCUCUGUCUGUAUGUAUGUGUGUGUGUGUUUGUGUGUGUGUGUGCGUCCAUGUGUUUGCCCGUGUCUGUGUCUGUAUGUGUGUCUCUGUCUGUAUGUGUGUGUGUGUGUGCUGAACUGCCUGUCUCUUUGCUUAUGUGUUUGUAGGACCUGGCAUCCCUGGAGAAGCAGCUGGAGAAGCUGCGUGCUGCAGAGAGGACCAGUGGUCAUGGCGAUGGGACGGGGGCAGCAGGUGAGCGUCUCCAGAAGCUGCAGGAGGAGGCUGGUUCUCUGGCCCAGGACACUGGAGACAUGAUGAAGUCACUAGCAGGUACGGAUGGAGGAUAGCGAGGGGACACACACACACCUGGCAUCAUGACUGUUUUCACAAUCCAUCCAGUAUGCGGGCAUAUAUGCAUUUGUGGAACAUUGACUAAGGGCUCGAUUCAAUCCAUAUCGCUGAAGUUCAGCGUUAUGGCGAGAUUGAAAUGAUUUAAUGGUAAUUUCCGAUUGAGCCGACAUAUGCUAGUCUGGCUAACACCUAACUCUUGUCUGGAAUGGCUCUUUGAUGUUGUUGGCACAAUGUGUCGAUGAUGAAGGGGGCUGUGCUUUUACUGGUUGGCUCUCCUCUGUGUCUUUCUCACUCAAACACCCACAGCUACACACAGCCUCAGAGCGCCGCCCCCUUCCAUUACAACGGUUGGAUUUUCAAAUCCCAAAAAUUACAUUUAAGAGAACCAAUCAAACCCAUCACACAAUUUCUGAGUGAAUAUUGCAUUAACGAACGGCCUCCUUUCCUGCGCUGUGAGUCACGUGGGUCGCGUCAGCCAGGCUAGACAUAUGCAUCGUUUACCGUGAAUGCAGUCUCCGCUAACGCGGGAACAUUGCCUUUAAAUGUCAAACUUCAGAACUAUGGAUUGAAUCGAGCACUAAAGGCACUGAAUGCUGUGAUGAUGAGGAUCUCUGGCUUUUAUAUAUAUAUUUGACGUGAUGAAUUUGCACCAUAUCAAAAUAAAAAAAACAUUCCCCUCUCUUCCUGUUCCUCCUCCUGCUCUCCUCCCCCUCUCUCUCCUGCUCUCCUCCCCCUCUCUCUCCUACUCUCCUCCCCCUCUCCUCCUCACUCUCCUCCCCCUCUCACCUGCUCUCCUCCCCCUCUCCCUCCUACUCUCCUCCCCCUCUCCUCCUCGCUCUCCUCCCCCUCUCACCUGCUCUCCUCCCCCUCUCUCUCCUGCUCUCCUCCCCCUCUCUCUCCUCGCUCUCCCUCCCCCUCUAUCUUCAGGUAAAGCAGACUCUCUGCGUAGACUACAGGAUGAGGUCCUACUGAAGUCCCAGAGGCUGACCGGUCUGGACGGCAAACUGCGGGACCUCCUGGCUGACAUGAGACAGAAGGUCAAGAUCCUCUCCACCUGCCAGGGCUGAGAGGUAAAAGGGCAGAGGUCAUCCUCAAAUAGCCUGUUCAUUGAGAUAGAGGAGCGAUGUAAUUUAUUUUGUCCCAUUUUUUAGAAAACAAUGUCCCAAUAAAG
This is a messenger RNA of Coregonus sp. 'balchen', 21673 nucleotides long. The record is from the annotation of a GenBank genome assembly. NCBI's taxonomy places the organism in Eukaryota, Metazoa, Chordata, Actinopteri, Salmoniformes, Salmonidae.